AUGAAAAACCUUCGCUACAUAGUAAUUCUCAUCCUCAGUAUCUCCACCCUCCACGGUUCACACUCGCUGCCCGUACAUUCGGAAAUUGCUCUGAAUUCACCUCCACAAUCCAUGUCAACCAGCCGGCCUUCACCAAUGUACCCGUCACCUUACAACUCUCCGACCAUUUACCAAUCAUCAACGGACAUGUUCGUAUCACUCCUCAAGGAUGGAACGCUCAAGCCUUUCCAUAAUCCAACUAUUCUCAGUGGUGGAAAUGACAAAAAAGUUUUUGAUAGAAAACUGGAAGGCAUUAGCUUCGGUCCAGAAAUUGAAGGAGGGUCCAACAAUUAUGGUUUAUGGGAAAUCAGUGACUAUCAAGAGAAACCCAAGCACAAUCUCCUUGCAAAAUUCUUCAAAGAGUCAGGUCCACAACCAUUUGGUGAAGUCAAGGCCCUCCGGAUGAUGGGUCUUCUAGUUGCUUCUGGUAUGAUCAGAGAUCCCCAUCCUGAUGGAAGAUCACUUCCCCUUCCCGCAUAUGUAUACUCGCCAGAGCAAGGAUACUAG
This is a messenger RNA of Lentinula edodes (shiitake mushroom), 546 nucleotides long. RefSeq lists its product as uncharacterized. The transcript is spliced from 5 exons. NCBI's taxonomy places the organism in Eukaryota, Fungi, Basidiomycota, Agaricomycetes, Agaricales, Omphalotaceae. The record is from RefSeq and is a predicted model, not a curated record. The coding region runs from base 1 to 546 and encodes 181 amino acids.